Molecule: messenger RNA, 859 nt
Organism: Pelobates fuscus (common spadefoot toad)
Lineage: Eukaryota; Metazoa; Chordata; Amphibia; Anura; Pelobatidae
Product: cornifelin homolog
Exons: 4
Coding region: 78-551 (157 amino acids)
Source: RefSeq, a predicted model, not a curated record
AACAGAAGUGAUGCUUUGAGUUUUCCGAGACAGCCAAGGUCGGACACAGCAGAGCACAGAGAGCGACAGCCAAGAUAAUGAAUACUAUCACUACCCAGCCCAGUGUAAUCACUACGCAGACAGUGUCGGUGGAACCGGGAUCCAGAUGGAUGACUGACAUGUGUGACUGCUGUGAUGACUGCGGGGUCUGUUGCUGUGCAUUGUGGUGCUUCCCCUGCAUGAUGUGCAAUACAGUCAGUGAAUUUGGAGAAUGUAUGUGUCUCCCAAUAUUGGACCCCUCGUGCAUGGGCUACGUGGGCUGCAGCGCUGUCUGCCCUCCUAUAACCCUGGCCAUGAGGGCAGCCGUCCGCGAGAGAUACAAGAUAAGGGGGUCAAUCUGUGAUGACUGUGUCCGCUCUUGCUGCUGUUACUCCUGUACCUGGUGUCAGAUGGCUCGGGAAAUUAAGAGGAGGGGAAACUGGUCUGUUGUGACAACUGCUCAAACCACCGUUGUAAACAGCACACCAAUGUACCCCCACAAUUCUGACUACUCUCCGCUUGUUGAGUACUAAAUCAACGUAACGGGUAUAGUUUAGAUUUACUAUACCCGUUACGUUGAGUCUGUCAUUAGAUCACUGCCUUCAUUCCACGUUUACAUACAGAGCGUAGUUUAGAUUUACUUGCUUUACCCAUUACAUUUUUAAAUGUGUAUCCAUAUUUCACCAAUCGCACACUCACUGGACUGUCGCAUGUUACACACUGACCAAACAUGUCAAAGAAUAAAGUUAUAUCUUUUUUAUAAAUUCAUGCUGGAUAGAAAACCAAGAGUGAUUGAUUUUGUAUAGCUUAAUAGGCCAAUAAAUCAGUUUUAUAAUCCUUU